Molecule: messenger RNA, 747 nt
Organism: Miscanthus lutarioriparius
Lineage: Eukaryota; Viridiplantae; Streptophyta; Magnoliopsida; Poales; Poaceae
Source: the annotation of a GenBank genome assembly
AUGGGCAGGAGAGCGUGCUGCGCGAAGGAGGGGAUGAAGAGAGGGGCGUGGACGGCCAAGGAGGACGAUAUCUUGGCCGCCUACGUCAAGGCCCAUGGCGAAGGCAAAUGGAGGGAGUUGCCCCAGAAAGCCGGUUUGCGUCGGUGCGGCAAGAGCUGCCGGCUGCGGUGGCUGAACUACCUCCAGCCCAACAUCAAGCGCGGCAACAUCUCCUACGACGAGGAGGAUCUCAUCAUCCGCCUCCACAAGCUCCUCGGCAACAGGUGGUCGCUGAUUGCAGGCAGUCUGCCGGGUCGAACAGACAAUGAAAUCAAGAACUACUGGAACGGCACGCUGGGCCAGAGGGCCGGCACCGGCGCCGUCGGCAGCAGCAGGGUCGUCGUCGCGCCCGACACCGUCUCGCACGCCACCCCGGCGGCAGCCGGAACGACGGCGGCGGCGGUGUGGGCGCCCAAGGCUGUGCGGUGCACGGGCGGACUCUUCUUCCACCGGGACACGCCGCACGCGGGCGAGACGACGCCGACGCCAAUGGCCGGUCGUGGAGGGGGAGGAGCAGAAGCAGGAUCGUCGGACGACUGCAGCUCGGCGGCGUCGGUAUCGCCCCUCGUGGGAAGCCUGCAGGACGACCCGUGCUUCUCCGGCGACGGCGUCGGCGGCGACUGGAUGGACGACGUGAGGGCCCUGGCGUCGUUUCUUGAGUCCGACGAGGAGUGGCACCGCUGUCAGACGGCCGAGCAGCUUGCGUAG